AUGCCUGCUACUCAGACCGCCUAUGGCUUCGAAAGAGGGAAAAAGAAGAUCCAGCGUUGGGACAACUGCCCAAUCCCCACGCCUGGCCCUAAUGAAGUGUUGCUUAAGAUCACUGCUGCUGGUAUCUGCCAUUCAGACAUUCAUAUUCUCCUUGCCCAGUCGCCUCCAACUGACCGUAUGGUGAUGGGCCACGAGGUGUGUGGUACUAUUGCCGAGGUUGGCCUGGCGCUUACGGACUCGCCGUUUGAAAUUGGUGGAAGGUACGCCUUGUUGAUUGGAAUGGCCUGUGGCUUGUGUGACAACUGUCGUAACGGUAAAGAUAACCAGUGCCCUAAGGCUACUGGAGGAUUUGGAAUCAUGAGCGAUGGUGGGUUCCAGGAGUACCUUGUGGUGAGCCAAUUGCGUUGUUUGCUUCCAAUUCCAGAUAACGUUUCGUUUGCACAGGCUGCGCUGGCCUCAGAUGCCAUUCUUACGCCGUUCCACGCUAUCAAGAAGGUUCGCCAUGUUCUUACCCCAACCGCUAAGGUGUUGGUGUUUGGCGCUGGUGGUUUGGGACUUAACGCUCUUCAGAUCUUGCGUAACUAUGGUUGUCACAUUGUGUGUAUUGACAAGAAGGCUUCCAGUGAAAAACUCGCUUUGGAAUCUGGAGCUCAUGAGUUUUACUCUGACACUGAAGAAUUGGGCGGUGUGGAGACUUUUGAUGUUUGUUUCGACUUUGUCGGUUACCAGGCUACUGCUGCUGAGUGUGCAGAGUACGUUGGUAGGUAUGGCCACAUUGUCGUGGUUGGAAUGGGUAACUCCAAGUUGAUGUUGCCAAACUAUGACUUAUCCAGACGUGACGUGACGAUCCAUUACAACUUUGGCGGUACAUCUGCCGAACAGAUGGAGAUUUUCGACUGGAUCUCGCGUGGACUCUUGAACCCUAUCGUGCAAGAGGCGCCUAUGGAGGAGUUACCUGAAUGGAUGGAGAAAUUGGAAAGGGGAGAAGUUGUGGGUAGAGUUGUGAUGGUGCCAGGACAGAAACAGAAAUUGUGA
This is a messenger RNA of Candidozyma haemuli, 1035 nucleotides long. RefSeq names its product zinc-binding dehydrogenase. The record is from RefSeq and is a predicted model, not a curated record. NCBI's taxonomy places the organism in Eukaryota, Fungi, Ascomycota, Pichiomycetes, Serinales, Metschnikowiaceae. The coding region runs from base 1 to 1035 and encodes 344 amino acids. Gene Ontology annotation, molecular function: oxidoreductase activity. The transcript has a single exon.